This is a messenger RNA of Ananas comosus (pineapple), 1254 nucleotides long. RefSeq lists its product as uncharacterized. Gene Ontology annotation, cellular component: cytosol. NCBI's taxonomy places the organism in Eukaryota, Viridiplantae, Streptophyta, Magnoliopsida, Poales, Bromeliaceae. Gene Ontology annotation, molecular function: catalytic activity. The transcript is spliced from 2 exons. The record is from RefSeq and is a predicted model, not a curated record. Gene Ontology annotation, biological process: trehalose biosynthetic process. The coding region runs from base 1 to 1062 and encodes 353 amino acids.
AUGGGCGGGCGCGCUUCCGCAGCAUCUUCCGCUCCGAGCCGCAAUUGGAGCAGCAGGAAUCCUCUGGAGGCGUGCGGAGGCGCGUGGGGUCUUCGACUUGUAGUUCGAUACCCGCCGACAGCUCUGUGGAGAUCCACAGACGCUGACCAGCUCCCCCUCGAUCUCGACCACACGUCUUCGCCGGAUGAGCAGGGCGAGGCCAUUCGCCGCCUCGGCUACGCCCCGAACUCUACGACCGACCGGCGUGUCACCGUCAAGAUUCCUCCCGUCGGCGUCGACGUGGCCCAACACCGCUUCGUGGUCGCUGCGCCCGAGGCCCUCGCUACGCUCCGCGACCUCUCCCUCGGCUUCAAGGACCGCAUCGUCCUCCUCGGGGUCGGUGACGUCGACCUCUUCAAGGGCAUCGGCCUCAAGCUCCUCGCCAUGGCCACGGCUACGACCCCAUCGUCCUCGUCGACCACCCUCGUGUCGACCUUCGAGAAGGCCGCCUACUACGCCGCCGCCGAGUGCGUCGUCGUCAGCGCCGUCCGCGACGGCCUCAACCGUAUCCCCUAUAUCUACACCGUCUACCGCGAGCUCCUCGCUUCGACCAGGCGUUCGCCGAAACCGCCCGCUACCUCGUCGUCAUCCUCUUCCUCCAACGGCCGAACAUGGCGGUCGGCACUUUCCUCCUCGACGUCACCCUCUUUCUCCAGCAACCGAGUGUGGCGGUCGACGCCUUCUUCCUCAUCAUGCUCCUCUCCUGCUUCACCCCUUCCGCUCACCAGGUGUUUUAUCUGUGUCCACAAUGAGCCGCGGCGUCACUCCAGGCUGCGACGCUCAAGGUGGAGCACGCGCAGGCGGCGGAUGCGCUGUAGAAUGGGCCGACGAUUGGUGCGCGGCGGCGGGCGGCCCGAGAACGCCAACAGCGAGCUCUUGGCCGCCGGCACUUUCGUUGACACCUGCCAGGACUCGUUCGAUGAGUUCCCGGACGUCGACGGUUCGCCACUCGCAAACGCGCAAACCAAUCUCAGCAGGCUCGUCAGCAACGGCAUCAGCCUCGCCGCCUACCAAGCUGCCUAGGAUAUUGCUCUGACGGAGUUGGCGCCAACGAAUCAUGUCUACCAAUUAUUUGACGGAAUGUCCGAGACAUAUCUUUCAACAGCGAACUUAGAGAAAGAGCGGUGCUCUUCUCUUUUAAAAAAAAAAAAUGUGUUAUUAAAAGAGAAAGAGCGGUGCUCUUCUCUUUACAAAAAAUAUAGUAUCAUCGAAAGA